CAGUUGUGUUCAGCUGAAGAUUUCACUCAUUGAGUUGUGAGCACCAAACUGUAAAGCUUGAGGUGAAAGUCUACAGGCUAAGCAACAGCACCUGAAACUUCAGAUAAACUCCAUUCCUCCGCCUGCUUUCUCUCCUUUCGAUCACCAGUUCUUCAACAGGUCUUGCAGAACAUCUGAACAGAUCAGCACCCCCAUGAUGAUGACUACCCGCAGAUUUUUGUCUCUGUUUGUAGCAACACUGCUAUUGUUGCCCAUGAGCACAGUGUGUAAUACUUUGUUUCAAACAAACUUCGAAAGAAGAGCCGGAGAAGAAUUCCGAAAUCAGGAAAGUCUUUUGGCAGAGUUAUUAAACUAUAAUAUUGACCGUUUUCUCCAGAACGACAGUUAUAUAGACGAUCAGAUAGAUGAAAGUGACCGUUUCCUGAAACCUAAGGUGUCACCUUUAGAGCUGUUAAUAAGGGAUCUGGCCAAGGCCAAAGAAAAGUAUGAGCAGGCUGGUUUUCUCAAGGACAACGAAAACGAAGCAAAUGUUGGAUAUCAAUCUGAAGAGUUGGUCAAAUCCGAACAAAUUUCUAAACAUUCUCAACAAAAACAGAAUACUUCUUUUAUGAAAGAUGAAAAUCAUGAAGAACGGGAUAAAAAAUCGAGACAAGCAACAAGCGGCAAAGUAAACUUCUUUAUAUCAGAUGAAACACCUCAAGAACAGAAGGAAAACUCGAGAAUAGCAGUUAAAGAUUACGUCAAACUGAAGCGUGGAGAUCGGCCAUCUUUGUCGAUCGUCAGCCCACUUGACGUCUUACGCCAGAGAUUGAUAUUAGAAAUGGCUCAAAGGAAAAUGAAACAGAGUCAACAUCAGAUCAUAGCUAACGCCGAAUUACUAGAAAACCUUGGUAAAAGAAAUCUCUAUCUGUCUAAAACUGGCCAAGCACUUACACUGAGAAACAGAAGCGUUCAUUAAAUACUUGAAUAGAUGGAGACUGAAUGACAAGAAGCUAUCGUUUUGACGUCGUUUCAAAUGAGUAAAAACGUUACACCUUAUCCAUCAGUCUUAUGAGAUUAUGUUUUCAAACACUAAAUCCAUGUUUAGAGGAAGUCUUGGUUUUUUGUCUCCAGUUUUUUGUUUUGAAAUUCAUGCCUUCGGCUGUUGUUGUUAACUUUAAAAUUUCUGUAAAACGCACAACAAAUCUACUUUUCUGACUGGCGCAUGUUUUUCUCUUGCUCAGCGAUACACACAAACAUUUAUGGUUGUUUUUGAUCCUCUAAUAGUUAGGUUGCACGUGCACGGUUGGUAGGAAACUCAUUUAUCACGAUCCUUUGUGUAGUUGUUACAGGAGAAGAACAAUCGGCCGGAGAAAUGAGAAAUAAAAAUCUUACGAUAUAAUUAUUAGCGAUAAAAAUAUCAAAAUGAUUAAUUGCGAGUUCGUAUUGAUAUCUUUUUCAAGUAAAAUAUGUUUUACAAAUCAGUUUUAAAAGCUGUCAAGAAUAGCUUCAUGCAACCGUAACAGAAUGGACCCUCAAUUUUUACAGUUUACUUAAACUUUAGAUUAGUAUCAUAGAUAGGUGUUAUGUCACGUCUUGGCAUUUAACGACCAAUAUUGAUGUCAUUAUGGCGUCACAUUCCUAUUUAAAUAAUCGUACUGCUUGGUAAUAUCCUUUAUGGUUACCGUUAUUAAUUAAAGUUUUAAAAUCGGCCUUUAGAUCUGUUAUCAGUGACCUUAUGUAUACAUUCUACAAUAAACACUGGCAUUUCUUUUGCAAAAGCCAUCAGUAUUAUCAAACUUUCUUGAGUGUGGAAAUAAAAUAUAAAAGUCUAAUGAUUUUCAAACAUCUUUUAUUUUUCAUUAUAAUGAAAAGUAAAAUAGAUAUUUAUUCAUGACAUCAAUGUUUUCGAACAUAAGAGUUAGAUGCUCAAUUAAAUGACAAUCUGUAAGGAUAAAACUAGAAUAAUUCUCGCAAUCGUGUUGUCUAUAUGCACACUAACCAUGCUACUGAACCUCUUACGAUGCAUUUUCGUAUAUUAAUGACAAUAUAACUAAACAGUUAGAAAAUAAUGACAUGACUAAAUAAUAUAUCUCAAAUUUAAAAUGAUCAACAAUCAGCUGCUUAAGUAUGAAAUAAGCCUUUGUUUUUAUUAAGCUGAAACCUAUGUAUAAAAUAAUGCUUACAAUGUUUAACAAUAAGCUAUAUUGUAGACCUCAUUAUUUCUAUAGCGAAUUUUUCUAUAUUUCAGAAGAAUGUCCAGAAAUAAAGGCCUAAAUUAAUUAUUCUUAAAAGUAAAAUGUAGUAUUCACUGUAAUAUCUUCACGUCUUUACUGCUAUAGAAUACUUGUAUCCGGCUUUGUUUUUUACCGCAAAGGGUAGAUGUGGCUAAUAUUUUGGUGUGUAAAUAAAAAUAUCCAAUCAUCUUCUUUGUUAAAAUUUUCAUAAAAGUUUCGUGAGCAUAUAAAUAUAUAUUAAUAUUAUAUCUUACGUCGUAUCUAUGUUGUAGCAACCAAUAAUAAAAG
Molecule: messenger RNA, 2504 nt
Organism: Limulus polyphemus (Atlantic horseshoe crab)
Lineage: Eukaryota; Metazoa; Arthropoda; Merostomata; Xiphosura; Limulidae
Exons: 3
Coding region: 194-958 (254 amino acids)
Cellular component (GO): extracellular region
Molecular function (GO): hormone activity
Source: RefSeq, a predicted model, not a curated record